GACCGCUUCCUAGUUCUGCUGCGAUGCCUGCAUUUCGUCAACAAUGCUACUGCCAUCUUAAGUGACCCGUUAUACAAAAUAAGAAAUGUUCUAACCAGCCUGACAUCAGCAUUUGGUCGGGUCUUUGUGCCAUACAAGGACCUAUGCAUUGAUGAGUCCCUGAUGUUAUGGAAAGGUAGGCUGGCGUUCCGUCAAUAUAUUCCCUCCAAAAGGCACAGGUUUGGAGUCAAGUUCUUUGUCAUGUGCGACGUGAAGACAGGAUUUGUCCAGGAUAUUAUAGUUUACACAGGGUCCACCACUGACAUCAAACAUUAUGAGGGGCUUGGGGUGUCCGGGUCCGUAGUGAUGACCAUGCUGGCUCCUCAUCUCGACAAGGGACACACUUUGUACAUGGACAAUUGGUACAGCAGUCCCACACUCUUCCAGCAUCUGCUCUCCAACAGCACAGGGGCCUGUGGCACAGUCAGGUCGAACAGGAAGGGG
Salvelinus namaycush (lake trout) is the source of this 483-nucleotide messenger RNA. RefSeq names its product piggyBac transposable element-derived protein 4-like. The record is from RefSeq and is a predicted model, not a curated record. The annotation marks the transcript as partial. The transcript has a single exon. Lineage: Eukaryota; Metazoa; Chordata; Actinopteri; Salmoniformes; Salmonidae.